UGUAUAUGCAUCAAAUGCAAUGUAGUAUAUUUUUGUUAUAAUUAUUGAUUCAUUACUGUGUUUAACACUUAAAACAGUGUAGAGUUGUAAGGGUAAAUUGCUCAAACUGAGUUCAUGCCAUAUUGCUGAGUCCUGUGCCGCUCUUCACAAGUUCACAGACAGGUCAGUUCAGGCAACACUCAGUGUGGGGGAGGGGUGACAGCAAUCAAGCACUUUACACUUGCAGCCAAUGCUGCAUUUAACGGAUAUGGAAUUUGCAGUUUUACUCCUUACUGACCUUGUUUAUGCUAAAACGGCGGACUGUUCAAGUUUCUAAUGUUGGGUAAGUAUUUCAUGACCAAGAGUUAAACAGAAAUUCUUUCUGGGUUACUGAAGAGUUUUGAAUUUCACGAAUAGCAUUUACAAGUUUUGUAAAACUUCCCUACAACAUGAAGUGUCAAAGUUCUGAUUCUCCUUGUGGAAGUGAAUGCGUCACCAGAAACAUGCUCCGACAACGACAGGUAGAGAGGCUACAGAGGCUUAGACAGCAUCACGAACACUGUGCAAAGCGAUAUGAAGAGGAAAUAACGGAGAAAAACCAAAGAGACCACGACAAAAACUUACAGCUAAUCAAGAUGAUGAAAGGACAAAAGACGGAGGAAGAAGAGGAGAAGGAGAUGGACUGUGUCACACAUGGUUCUUUAUCUGAAUCCAGCCAUGAUCUGGAAAUUGACUACGUGCCAUCAGAGUCAGAUUCUUCAAACAAUUCCAGUUGCCACGAUGUUAACAUGAAGUUGACUCUCAAGAAAAACCGCAAAAAACUCAGAGAAGCUGAUACAACUACAGCACAAGAAUUAACUAACUUAUAUGAAAAAAUCAGCAGCACAGAUGACAAUGACAAAGACGCAGAUGACCAAGACACAGAUUACAGCGCCGACAAUGAGGAGGAGGAGGAGGAGGAGGAGGAGAGGUCACAAAUCACUGUGAAAUUUUGCAUCAAGGGAGGAAAACGUAAGCGGGACAAGAGACAUUACUGUGUAUACUGCAAAAAACCACAGAGUAAAAUGGCGCGGCAUUUAAAGCGGAAACACAGUGAUGAAAAAGAAGUGGCCCUAGCAAUAUGCCUUCCACCAACCUCCAAAAAACGUUGUCAGAUGUUAGAGGGACUCCGCAGGAAAGGCAAUUAUUAUCAUAACAUUGAGGUAUUGCAAAAGGGACAAGGUGAAAUAGUAACAUACAGACAGCCAUCAGAACAUACAGAUCCAGAGGAAUACUUACCAUGCAACAUAUGUUUUGCAUUUUUCAUAAAAACUAAACUAUGGCGACAUGAAAAACUAUGUCGCAAAACAAUGGGUGUGCCAGAAGUUCAGUCCAAGAAAAGGCAUAGAGUUCAGGCUUCUGCUUCAUCUCUUGUUCCGUACAGAGGGCAGGCAUCACAAAGGUGCUCAAACAUUGUUAAUAGAAUGAUAAUUGAUAAGGUGUCUCAGGAGGUUAAAAAUGAUCCACUCAUUUGUGAAUUUGGUGACAGACUCCUUGAGAAACACGGGAGUGAUCAAUCAAAAGAUGGUCAUGUCAGACAAAAGAUGAGGGAGUUGGGAAGAUUUGUACUUGCUGCCAAGUCCAUUGAUAGUAGAGUGAAGCUGUUACAAGAUGUCUUGGUGCCACCUAAUUUUCAGUUAGCUGUAGAGGCAGCAAAAAAAGCAUCUGGAUUCACCAAGUCUAAGUACAGAUACGACACACCAUCUCUUGCUUUAAAGUUAGGACACUCACUUAAGGCGGUGUGUGACAUUGUGAUAGGACAGCAUGUAAAAGCUGAAGAUGAAGCAGCUGCAGCCAGAGUAAGGAGCUUCUUAGGCUUGAUAUCUGCAGAGUGGGACCUCUUUAUGUCACGCCGUGCAUGGACGAACUUAGAAGAGGACAGGUGGAACAAAAAAGAAAUGCUCCCUGUCACAGAGGACGUAAUGAAACUUAAUAAAGUCCUGAAGGCCACAGAGGAGGCAGCAAAACAGGAACUCUUGGAUGGGCCAAAUGCUAAAGCAUACAGGACUCUCAGUGAGUGCCUUCUUUCACAAAUCAUUCUUUUCAACCGAAGACGGCAAGGUGAGGCAGGAAAAAUAACUCUGUCAACCUACAUGAACAGAGCCGCAGAUGACCCUAAUGAAGAUAUCAUGAAGGGCCUCUCAAAACUGGAGCAAGAUUUGAGUCAUGAGUUUACCAGGUUGGUGGUCAGAGGGAAGAGGAGUAAGAAAGUGCCAGUGCUUCUAACCAGAGAGAUGACCAAAUCACUUGAUUUUCUCAUUAAGCAAAGGAGUGAGGACAAUGACAUUUUGGACAGUAAUACGUAUGUCUUUGCUAGACAGAAUUCAGCAUCCCAUCUUCGAGGUUCAGACUGUCUGAGGAAAUAUGCAGCUGCAUGUGGUGCAAGGAUGCCUGAAACACUCACAUCAACCCACCUGAGGAAACAUGUGGCUACAAUGAGUCAGAUAAUGAACUUGAAAGAAAAUGAGUUAGACCAACUUGCUAAAUUCAUGGGACAUGAUAUUCGUGUUCAUCGUGAAUAUUACCGGCUAACAGAGAACACACUUCAGCUUGCAAAGAUUAGCAAGCUGCUCAUGGCCAUAGAACUUGGAACUGAGGUCUACAAAGGCAAAUCUCUUGAUGAGAUUGAUUUAGGCUUAGAGAGUGAGUAUGAAAGUAUUCCAGUUAAAUUAUGUGUUUUUUUUGUUUGUUUUUUGACAGAAUGUUAUGUGUCUGUGUGUUUUAUCCAAACAUGGCCUUCAUCUUCAAAAGUUGGGGCUGGGCAGGAGUCACAAGUCAGUGGAAGUGAGGCUCAAGACUCAGAUGAAGAACCAGACAUUCUGACUGAAAAGACCCCAACUCCAAGACCAUCACGCAAGCUGUAUAGGACUGAGAAAACAGCAUCUUCCAAAGAAAAGAGGACAAGGAGGAUUUCUGAGCCUGUUCAAGAUUCAGAUGAAGAACCAGACAUUCUGGCUCAAAAGACCCCAACUCCAAGACCAUCACGCAAGCUGUAUAGGACUGACAAAACAGGAGAACCAGACAUUCUGACUCAGAGGACUGAGAAAACAGCAUUCCCCAAAGGAAAGAAGUCAAGGAAGAUUACUGAGCCAGUUCAAGAUUCAGAUGAAGAACAACACAUUCUGACUCAGAAGACCUCAACUCCAAGACCAUCAGACAAGCUGAAAAGGACUGAGAAAAGAGGUAUGGAUCCACAAUUUCUGUCCCAAAAGAAAUGCCAUCGCAGGCCUUGGGGUUCUGAAGAAAAGGCAGCAGUAUGGCGACAGCUAGGACAGUACAGCACUCUGAACAGAGUUCCUGGUAAGGAACUUUGUCUCAAGGCUCUUGAUGCAGAACCGAUACUCUGCCAUCGCGACUGGAGAGAUGUUAAGAAUCAAGUCUACAAUUCCAUCACAUCCCAAAAAAUGGAACGGUAGUUUUUUUUCAUGUUAUUAAGCAGCUGGAUCUGUAUGAGGAUACUGUUUAAAACUGUUCGGUGUCCAGUCGUUUAUCAAGCUUCCCAGUAUUUUUUAUUUUUUUUUUUUCAAAACUUCAUGGAGGGCAUUUGCCCAGCUUUCUUGUAUUUUUUUUUUUUCAGAAUAAGCACGAUCUGUCAGUUAAUAGUAACUGGAUCUGUAUUAAAACACUGUAAAAUCUUAAGGAUGUUCUUUACCCAACUUUCCAGUAGUUUUUGUCAGGAUAAACUGGAACUGACAGUUGACACACAUACACACACACACACACACAACUGGAUUUGUAUUAAGAUACUGUUUAAACACUUUAAAAGUGUUCAAGGAAGUCCUCUACUCAGCUUUCCAAUAUUUUUUUCAGGAUAAACUGGGACUGACAGAGUUAACAGCUGCUUGAUUUGUAUUGAGAUACUGUUCAAAAGUGUUUGCCCAGCUUUUCAGUAGUUUUUUUUUCAUACUAAGCUGGAGCUGAUACACUACACAGUUGCUGAAUUGUGGUUGUGGUUCAGUAAUGUUCCAUUAAAAUAAAGCAAUUCUGCUAUCA
Chelmon rostratus (copperband butterflyfish) is the source of this 4011-nucleotide messenger RNA. RefSeq lists its product as uncharacterized. Lineage: Eukaryota; Metazoa; Chordata; Actinopteri; Chaetodontiformes; Chaetodontidae. The transcript is spliced from 10 exons. Gene Ontology annotation, molecular function: DNA binding. Gene Ontology annotation, biological process: DNA integration; DNA recombination. The record is from RefSeq and is a predicted model, not a curated record. Bases 429 to 3434 code for a protein of 1001 amino acids.